Molecule: messenger RNA, 1712 nt
Organism: Haliotis rubra (blacklip abalone)
Lineage: Eukaryota; Metazoa; Mollusca; Gastropoda; Lepetellida; Haliotidae
Product: gastrula zinc finger protein XlCGF8.2DB-like
Exons: 3
Coding region: 279-1286 (335 amino acids)
Source: RefSeq, a predicted model, not a curated record
GGCUACAGACGCACUCACAACGGAAAAUCUGCUCGUCAUAUUAUAGCUUCAUCAUCCUGAAGGCGAGAGGUCGUACAUAGUGGUGACACUUGAACUAAACACGAUAACAUCCACAGAUUAAUGAUGGAAGUUGCAAUCCACAGAAUCCUUUCUCUAUCACUAAAACAAAUGAAAUCCGUCUAACCCGGAGAUAUCAAGAAAGAUUUUUUAUUGACAUCUUAGAAACAGGUAAUCUCAAGGAAUAACCCAUCAAUGGAACAUUAGAAAUAGGUGAUCUGAUGAAAGAGCCUGUUAUUGGAACCCUGAAAUUUAUUGAUCUGAUGAAAGAACCCAUUAUUGGAACCGUGGAAAUGGCUGGGAACGAGAAUCAUGAAAAACAUACUGGUCCAACAAAGCAGUCUCAUGCAUGUUGUGAGUGCAGUAAAACAUUUUCUAAAUCAAGUGACUUCAAAAAGCACAUGCUCUGUCACAGUGAAAUCAAGCCUAAUGAGUGUGUUGAAUGUCGGAAAACAUUCACACACUCAACUGCUCUUCAGAGACACAUGAAGGCUCACAGUGGAAUCAAGCCUUAUCAGUGUAAUGUGUGUGAGAAAACGUUUAUUCGAUUAAGUUACCUUUCAAAACACAUGAGGAUUCACAGUGGAAUCAAGCCAUACGAAUGUGCUGAAUGCGGGAAAAAAUUCACGGAAUCAAGUACUCUUCAGAGACACAUGAGGAUUCACAAUGGAAUCAAGCCAUUUGAAUGUAUUGAAUGUGGGAAAAAAUUUACACAAUCAAGUAACCUGCAGACACACAUGAAGCUUCACAGUGGAAUCAAGCCAUAUGAAUGUGUUUUAUGUGGGAAGAAAUUUACAGAAUCAGGUAACCUGCAAGUACACAUAAAGAUUCAUAGUGGAAUCAAACCUUAUGAAUGUGGUGAAUGUGGGAAAACAUUUACACACGCAAGUAACCUGCAGACACACAUGAAGAUUCACAGUGGAAUAAAACCAUAUGAAUGUGUUGAGUGUGGGAAGAAAUUUAUACAAUCAGGUAACCUGCAGGUACACCUGAGGAUUCACUCAGGAAUCAAGACUUAUGAAUGUGUUCAAUGUGGGAAAGAAAUUACCAAAUCAGGUCAUCUGCAGAGACACAUGAGAAUUCAUACUGGAAUCAAACCCUAUGAAUGUGUUGAAAAUGGGAACACAUUUAUACGAUCAGAUUGUUUUAAGGGUUAUAUGAAGAUUCACAGUGACAUCAAACCCUAUCAGUGCAUUGUGUGUGAGAAAACAUUUAUCAGGCACACAUGAGGUUUCACAGUGGAAGCAAGCCUUAUCAGUGUAUUGUGUGUGAGAAAACAUUUAUUUGAUUAGGUACUCUACAGGCACACAUGAGAUUUCACAGUAGAAUCAAACCAUAUGAAUGUGUUGAAUGAGGGAAAAAAUGUACACAAUCGAGUAGUCUGCAGACACACAUGAAGAUUAUCAGUGGAAUGAAGCCUUAUGAAUUGUGUUGUGUUUGGAAAGUAUGUACAGCUGCAGGCACCCUUAUGAUACACAUAAGGAGUCAAAAUGCUGUCUUAUCAAUGUGUUGAAUGUGGGAAAACGUUUACACUACCAGAUACUCUUAGCCAGUAAACUUUUAAGAGGAUUUGAGGUAGAAUCAACUGAUUGUUGAGUAUUAGUGUAGUGUAUACAUAGCAAGGAGUGAGAUUAAUUAAAGUUCUUCAGUGUUAA